CGUUCGGAGUUCGGCGUUCCCCGGUUCUGUGGUGGUCUGGCCGCAGCGCCCCGGUGCCGUCGAGCUAGAAGUGGUGGGGCAGGGGGAUUAGCGGGGCUCGCAGCAGCAUCAGCAGAAGAUGGAGGCGAGCCUGACGUGCGCAGUGUGCCUGUCGCUGUUGGAGGAGCCGGUGACGCUGCCGCUGUGCUCGCACAACUUCUGCCGGAGCUGCGUGCUGGAGUGCCUGGCCUCGGCCGAGGCCGCCCGCCUGCAGCAGCUGCAGCGGAGCCCGGGGCAGGUCCGUCUCGGCCGCGGGGCGCCGGCGCCGGGCCCGGGCCCGUCGUGCGCCCGGGUGCCUUGUCCGCUGUGCCGGAAGCUGUGCGUGCUGCCCCGCGGCGGCGUCGCCGCCCUGCCCGUCAACACCACCCUGGCCGAGGUGGUCAAGCUCUACCGGUCCGGCGCGGCGGGCACGACGGCCGGGGAGGCGGCGCUGGGGCCGAAGCCGGGGUCCGAUCUGAUCUCUCCGAAGGCGUUCGGGGGAAGCUGCCAGAAACACCCGAGCCGGACGGUGCAGCUCUACUGCCGCAUGUGCCGGCGGGCGGGAUGCGGGCAGUGCGUCUCCGAGGAGCAUCAGGGCAUCUUCCACUCUGUCAACCUCAUAGACACGGUGUACCAGGAAGAAAAGUUAACUUUCUUUAGCACUCUGAAACAAAUGAGGAUAAUACAUGAGAAGCUGGUGAAUGAGAUCUCAAAACGACCUAAUGAUGCAGAUAUGAUGCUGAAAAAUGAUGUGGAGAUAAUCGAGCUGAAAUUUGGAGACAUUUUCAAAACUCUAGAAAUGAAAAAACAGCAAUUGCUAGAGGAUGUUGAAAAUCAAAGAGGUAAAAAAGAGAAGGAAUUUCAGAUUUGGAAGAAAAUGAAAGAAACUCAUAAGAAGACCAUUGAGAAUUUUUUGAAGGAUUGUGAAGAGCUUGUCCAUGAGUGUGAUCCUCAGUGUUUCCUGGAGGUUGCCUGUGGAUUGAAUACAAGAAUGAAAACUCAGCUUGAUGUGAUGAAUAUAGCAUCCAACUUGGAAAAACCACCAGUGUAUAUGCCAAAGAAGAUAGAUACGAAGUCUGUGGUUAAUGAAAUCUUAGCAUUGGAGUUAACACCUGUAAAUGCAGGCAUUGUUCAAGAGCUACCUUAUGAGGGAAAUGAGAGCUCCACUCUACUUAAAGAUAUCUUAAAGCAGAAUACGCCCAACAUAUUUCUUCCUGUAGCAGGACAGGAUGAAGCAGAUGGCAGCAGGGUCUCUACUCGCUUUAUGUCAAUAUCAGAAAUGCCAGCAUUUCAAAAUAUGAGCCAUGAGGAGUUGCGUUACAAAUACUAUAUGGAACUUCAGAAGCUCACUAAUGUAUUUAAGACACAAAAUUUACCUGCAAACAAAAAGUAUAAAUUUGUAAAUGCUGAGGCCUCCAAGGAUAACUCCUCAGGAACUUCUUUUAUAUCUUCAUCUACCAAAGCAAAUAACACAGAGAAAAUAAAAAUGGGAACCCUGCGAAGAGGAGGUGGCUUUGAUAAAAGAAACUUUUCUGGAAGCAGUGCUCAUAGCAUCCCAUCCACAAAUACAAUGUUUUCUGAAACAAAUGGUGACUUAAAAUUAUUUAAUGAGGGAAGUGGCCAGGAAGUAUCUACUCCAGCCUUGUCAGAAACCUCUCCAGACUUGUUAAUUAAGGAAAAAUGGUCAAGACAGGCAUCAGUAAGUGCUUUUUCCAAUGAAAUGAACUCAGAUCUCAGCAUUUCAUUCAACUUAAAGCCAAUAGAAAAAGUGGCUGUUACUGUUUCAAAUUCAGAAUCUGUAGAUGCUUCAGCAGAGAGACCUUCAGGUGUACCUUUUACUUUCAGUGCAUCUAACAAUUCUUUACCAAGAUUUAGUAAAGACAGAGGUAUGUUUUCCCUUAAAAAGCAAGACAAGAGAUGUGGUUUCCCUCAGUUUUAUUUAGGAAGAUGUGAUAAGGUGGGAAAAACCAAUAACCAGGAUAAAUAUGAUCCUGAAACCAAAAACAAAGUUUGUGGUGCUUCAACAAGUUCUAAUUUAGACUCAGCAGAAAGUGAGAAACAAGACAUUUUGUUUCCCUUCGGCAAUUCAGAAAGAAAUGGGUUUGCAGGACCGGAAAUUAGCAAUUCUUGUGAAGUGUUAACAUCGUCCUCAUUUUUUAGCCGAUCUGAGAAGCCAUCUGAAAAAAAAACAUUAUGUCACAUGAGGGAAAAAACACCUUGUACAGAGGAACUUGCAGGAUAUGAUACACAGAAACCAUCUGUCUUAGGGGAACAAAAACCUCACCCCUCAGAAUCCAGCACAACUGUAGCUUGCAGUACUUCAGAAAGCAACACUGGAGUUGGGGUGAAUGGUGUCUCCAAGACCCCCCUUACCACCACUAAUUGUGGAUUUUCUUUCAAAAGUAACUUUUCUUUGCCUUCACCAGUAUUCUCAUUUGGAGGCAUUGUCAGAAAUACUUCGUCCAUGUUUUUUUCUGGAAACAGAACAGAAAAAAUGGAUAAGGAGAGGAUGAAAUCUCCUGACAAAACACUUCUCAAUCUAGGGACACCUGUGUCUUCAGAGUGUUCAGAGCCUGCUUCUCUUCAGAGUCAUCCAAAAUGUGAAGGCUCAUGUUUGCCUAUGAGCUCAUCUAAAAGCACUGAAAGUGCAGAAAGGCUUGGCAGUGGUAACACUCCACCUUUAUGUUCAGGAGUCCUUCCUAUUGAUGAUGAGAAUGCAUCUUCCACUCGACUCACCACCUCAACACAACAACAAAAAAAGCCAAAAGGUGAAGAGACUGUUGCUGAAAACAACUGUGUAUGCCCUAGAAGAGAGGAUGAACCUGAGCCUGUACGUUGUCAGAACACUCCUGGCCCAUGCAAUGAUCCAUCUUCAGGAGGGUUUGUGCUUGCAAUAAGUGAGACAGCAGGAGUGCUAAGAGACAACACUUCUGACACUUAAGAGCUGAGUCAAACAUCUGUCUCUACUGCUACCAUCCAUGCAUCAGAAUAUUUUUCUGUUGCUGAAGACAAAAUGUCUGGUAGAAGAAAAUCAGAUGUGAAGAGGGACUGAAAAGGAAAAUAAGCUGGAAUUAAAUAAAUGCUACUUCAUACAUUAAAAGGUGGGGAUACUUGUGAUUCUACAGCUGUUCUUCUCCCCACUUCUUGUCAAUCAAGGUUAUCUCUGUAUUGGAAACUUGACUGCUUCUGAACAAUACAAUGCAAUGAAUUGAUUUUUAUAGUAUAGUCACAAACUCAAGAAACAACCAAAAACGUCAUGGCUGACUCAAGACCAAAGCAUAGCCAUCCAUAGCUGCUGCAUCUUCAAGAAUGCAAAUAUUCUGGGGUGUGUUUGGGGGAUGGGACGCUGAGGUAUCCCAGAAAGUGAGUUGGGUGAAGCCUCCGUGGCAGGAGGCAAUAAAUAGCUAUCUGUGUACAGCAGCACUUGGCACUUAAAUGGGUGACAGAACAGCUAGGAGCAUUCACCUCACAGGCAGGGAGGGAAGAGAGCUACAACAAAAAUAAAGGAUAUUGAAGGCAUUACUAAAAAUUGUUUUGCUUAUCUCCCUAUGGCUGUUUCGUUUUCUGUGAUGUGUUUAAUGUAUGUUGAAGGUGUAAGUUUGAGUGUAACUUUCACUUUUUUGAAAUGGAAGCAUGGUAUCAGUGGUCUGGUUACGCACUGCAGAAGGGUGUCAGCUACACUUCUGAAGUGCUACCUUCAGGAAAUAUAAACUAUUAAGUUUCAGCUUUUUGGCAACAGUUUGGGAAUAUUUGGACACAUGAACUUGCUCUUUUAUUUUAUGUAAAAGCUUUCAGAGAACCUAGCUUUUAAAACAAAAAUUUCCUUUAAAGUCUGUGUGUAAUGACAAGAAAAAAGGAAAAUGGCACGUCUCACUAAAUGUAUUAAUGAUUUAGAACUUGUGGGAUUUUUAGUCUGAAAAGCAAUGCAAAGUUAGGCUGAAAAGACCGUCUUUUCUACUUGCUGGCCAUUUUGCUGGAUCCAAGAGAUAACUGUGUGUUGGGGGUUGUUUUUUCCCUUCCUCUCUGUGGAAUUUUUUCCCCCAUGACUUGCUAAGAAAGCCGUGAUGGCUAGUGCCAGGGGGAAGGG
Messenger RNA from Cinclus cinclus, 4105 nucleotides. RefSeq lists its product as uncharacterized. Lineage: Eukaryota; Metazoa; Chordata; Aves; Passeriformes; Cinclidae. The record is from RefSeq and is a predicted model, not a curated record. The transcript has 8 exons. Gene Ontology annotation, molecular function: zinc ion binding. Bases 119 to 2959 code for a protein of 946 amino acids.